This is a messenger RNA of Alternaria arbusti, 963 nucleotides long. RefSeq lists its product as uncharacterized. The record is from RefSeq and is a predicted model, not a curated record. The transcript has 2 exons. Gene Ontology annotation, molecular function: protein serine/threonine kinase activity; ATP binding. Gene Ontology annotation, biological process: peptidyl-threonine phosphorylation; peptidyl-serine phosphorylation. NCBI's taxonomy places the organism in Eukaryota, Fungi, Ascomycota, Dothideomycetes, Pleosporales, Pleosporaceae. The coding region runs from base 1 to 963 and encodes 320 amino acids.
AUGUUCAAGUACAUUGCCAGAUUCACAGGCGUCAGCAAAGACGACCUACCAACGCGCUCAAUGCAGAUCGUAGACUAUCGCGUUGUAUCCCAGGAUUCUUUGUCCGAAGCCUGGGUGCUAGCCCACAAAGACGGAAAACUAUACCACGCAAUCAAGAAAGGCAUCCUUUCCGACCGGGACAUUGACCGUGCCGACCCUUCAACCUGGAUAGACCUCAACCCAGCCAAUUUCUACCCGCAGUACAAACCUGAGUACACACGCAUUUGGGAAGUCCAAGGCUGCGAAACGAAGGAGCAUUACAAGAAGCAUCAUGCCGUUCUGCAAGCGGGCCACCGGCGCAUUCGCAACACCCGUUACCCAGACUUUGUGGCUAAGACGACUGCACGCGAGAUUGAGAUGUGCGAGAAACUUCGCGUAAACCCUCAUAAGCACAUCUGCAGAUAUCACGGUGUACAGACUAGUCGUGUGCUUCGGUUUGAGUACCGUGGGUCUCACAUCGAAGUGCCCAUGGAAGGAGAGCGCGUCCUAAAUCUGAUCUUCGACAAAUACAAUUGCGACCUCUGGGAAGCAGUUCAGCGCGGUUACGCUAUACAUGUGCGAGACUGCCUAGAAGCUAUUGCUUCUGCGAUACGGCACCUACACUGUCUGGGUAUCGUCCAUGGGGAUAUUAAACCCCAGAACAUUUUUCUAAGGUACCCUGAGGCUCAGUAUGACGCGACUCCAACACGCUACGUCGUGGGCGAUUUCGACAGUGCGCAACCCACUGGUAGCGUAAUCGAUGGGAAGCACGGUACUCCGUACUGGUCGCGGGAGAAGAAGGUCUGGGUUGAUACCGUGGAGGAAGAUGAUGAUUGGUUUUCUUUGGAGAGAAUGAGGAGGUGGCUGGUUGAGGUUACGAAGGGUAGGUUGGAAGAUUAUGAGGGGAUGGAUUGGGGAGAAAGUGGAGACGUAGGUAUUGUUUGA